AUGAAGGACUAUCAGGCCUUCACAUUGGCUCUGGCUCUGGCUCCGGCCCUGGCUCUGGCAUCUGGCUCUGGCAUCUGGCUCCGGCAUCUGGCACUUGGCUCUGGCACUUGGCUCUGGCACUUGGCUCUGGCACUUGGCUCUGGCACUUGGCUCUGGCACUUGGCUCUGGCACUUGGCUCUGGCACUUGGCUCUGGCACUUGGCUCUGGCACUUGGCUCUGGCACUUGGCAUCUAGCAUAUGGUUCCGGAUCUAGCAUUUGGCUCUGCAUCAGGCAUCUCGCUCUGGCAUCUGGCAUCUAG
Molecule: messenger RNA, 300 nt
Organism: Penicillium bovifimosum
Lineage: Eukaryota; Fungi; Ascomycota; Eurotiomycetes; Eurotiales; Aspergillaceae
Exons: 1
Coding region: 1-300 (99 amino acids)
Source: RefSeq, a predicted model, not a curated record